This is a messenger RNA of Mercenaria mercenaria, 10369 nucleotides long. RefSeq lists its product as uncharacterized. Lineage: Eukaryota; Metazoa; Mollusca; Bivalvia; Venerida; Veneridae. The coding region runs from base 148 to 933 and encodes 261 amino acids. The record is from RefSeq and is a predicted model, not a curated record. The transcript has 11 exons.
AGACCGAUUUUACAUUUUGAUAUUUUACGUUGUCUACCUAGAGGCGGAUAUCGACAAGUAAAAAAAAAAUAUUAACGAUAUUCAACUCUCGAGUACAAUUAUUUGGACUAAUUUAUUAUCAUAUCUAACUUGUUAAAUAUUAGAAAAAUGCUGUUUGUGUUUAACAGAUUAGUUGCCUGGCUACUAUGUGUUGCUGCCCUUGAAAUCAUCGAUUGUAGCGCUGCACAAAGACCAAACGACGUGGCGUACAUUCUUAAGCCAUGUAAGCCAUCAGAGUGUGUCUACUGCAAGGAAAAUGUGAUGAAAAAAUUAAUACCUGACGAACCACUUGUAUGUGACAAGGAUGCACAUGUCAAAAGUGCCAGCUGUUUUCUGUGUGGACAUCAGUGUAAAACUAUUCAAGACAUACAAAAUGCUCUGAAGGACGGUAGCGAAAUGCAAUGUGGAAAUGAGACGCCUAUCGAAAUCAGCUGUUGUUUGAUAGCACAGAUGUCUAACAUUGGAAGACCCACUAGCAGCGGACAAUACAAAUGCUACAGUGAAAUGAUACAUGUACAGUUUGAAAAAGUAUUGAAUGAGCCUCUUUUGGAUUGCCCAACUGGAAAAAAGGGGAACGACUGUGAAAAUCCUUACACUGAACCAUACAACUGCAGCUGUUAUCCUGGCAAUUUACAAUUUGUCGGACAGGAACAUAUGUCAGAAUGCAAUGAUGAAAAUCAGAAGCCGACUUCGCUUGGAGCGUGCCACCUGUCUGUACAGAGAAAUGGUAGCACUUUGACAUGCCUCUGCAACAAAUGUACAGAACUGCAAAGUAAAAACUUAGGCAGCUGUUCUCGUCCACAUACGAAUGAAUUGAGAAAUGGUUCUUACAGACAUCAAUCACACAGUAUCCUUACGCUCAUUUUGAUGUGUUAUUUUGCGCUAGUGUCUUAAAUUUAUACUGUGUCCAGUGGUGGAAUAAUAACAUGCAUUUACUGUAAUCAUCCAUUCUGUCAGCUUCAUCAUCACGAUCCUGAACGUGUAUGCGUGGUUGCCCAUUUCUCUUUUGUACACAUACAUUUAAUAUUGACAUUUGUUACUAUGUAUUCAUAUAUAAAUGUUUUGAAAACAUGUUUGAUAACCUUGAUGUAUUAUGUAUAUGUUGUAUGGAUGAGGAGCCCAUUUAUCAAAUCUAGAUCAAGCUUUCUGUAUUCUGUAUUCUAAUACGUUUUGUCUGUACAAAUCAUUUAUAAUUACCUCAGUUAUUACUGAUCUCGCAACUAAAUUUUUCAUUCAUUCCUUCCCCACGACGAUUCCAGCUGAAUAACAUAGUUUCCAUAACUCUUGAAAUUAUGCCUCUUUUUGUGCUUAGCCAUUUUUGCGUCUCAUAUAUCUUGAAAGCAUUUGACCUAUGGGCAUGCAACCUUUAAAGAAUAUUAUUCAGCAUAUGAAGCUUUUUAGGGAUUUCACUGAGUCAGUCCAGAGUUAUGGCCAUUGACUUGUACAGCAUCAUGCUUAAAGGUCCUGAAAGUUAUUGCUACACGUAUCUAUAAAAGUAUAAGACCUACAGUAAUGAAACAUUAGGUGAUUGUUAUACAGGAUGUGAAGUUGUGCACCUGAUUUUUUGUUAUGAAUUUCACUCCGUCAGACCAAGUUAUGGUCCUUAAUUUAGUCAAAAUAUGCAUAUAUGUUUUGGUUGCAUAAUAUCUAAAAGUAUUUGAUCUAGAGUCAUUUAGCUAUAUAGGCAUCUGAGGUUUUGUUUGGGAGUUCUCUCUUCAAGAGUUAUGACCCUUGACUUAGUCAAAAAAUACCAAAUGUUCCGUAACUAUCAUUUUGAUGGAAUUUUCCCUUUUUUUUUAUACUUAAUUUUUUUUUCAACAAAGCUAUGUUUGCGCUUGACAUUAAUUUCUAUCUCGGUAAUUACAUAUCAUAACUGAAUGAAACUUCACAGAUGGCUUCCCCAUGACAGAACUAAAAUGAAUGACAUAGGUUUAGUAAAUCUUGCUAUCAUUUUGAUGAAGUUAUGACACUUUUAUACUAAGCCAUUUUGUUCAACACAUUUCUGUAUGCAUUUGUCAGUGAAUCAGUUUCUCAAUAUGUACAUAUCAUAAGUCAGUGAUACUUUAAACUUGUCUUUGCUAUUAUAAUUCCAAUAGUAUGAACUAGGUUCCUUAACUUUUGAUGUUAUUUUACUAAAAAUAUCUCCUUUUUGUACUUUAACAUUUUUUCGGCAAAACUAGAUUGCAAUCGUUUGUUUCUUUUGUCUGUUUUGAAUAUAUCAUGUUAUUCCCAAGUGUUGUAUAGAACUUGUGUUCAUACAUAUAUGUUUGUGUCCAUAUACCCACUCCACAAUCCAAUCCGCCCCACGGCAUUUUACUGAUACUUACUUGUAUUCCUUGACUUUGCUGUACGUCGAAUCCAUUUUACCUCCACCUCCUUCAACACCAAGUCACAUACACAUAUAACCCAUAUCUCGCCCCAAAAUGGUCUUUAGUUUUUUUUGUGGUUAUCAUGACAUAAUUCCAUCAUAUGUUCUGACCUUGACCUUUGACCCAUUCAUCCAAAAGCAUUAAGGUUCAUUUGUUGAUCAUAGGCAAUUAAAAUGCAAGGGUCAUUUACAGACUGCAAUAUUCCUAUUAAGUUUGAACGCCUUGGUUCCGAGCUUUCUCCAGUAAUUAAUCAUAGACUGUUUUCAAAAUCAACGCCAAAGACGUUGACGGCUUGAGAUACUGACUCCAACUGCAUAGAGGUCAUCUCGUAACCACAGGCAAUCGUUCUUAAGUCCAAAAGUGAUCCAGAUCUCGAUCGAAACUGUUUUCAGGGCACUCUGACGACCUUUGAACCGUUUACAGUCUCAGUAGUACUAUGUCCUUGACCUUUAAGCUACUGAUCUCAAAAACAAUAAGGAUCAUCUACUGACACAUGCAGUCAUUCUAUGAGGUUUGACGACUGUAGUAAGUGGUUAAUAGUUAUUGAGCGAAAACCGUUUUCAUUCUCAGUGUCACUGCGACCUUGACCUUUUGACCUACUGAGUCCAAAAAUACAACUGGUCAUUUACUGGUCACAGGCAACCUCUCUAUGAAGGUUGUGGAUAAUAGGGCAAGGUGUUCUGUAGUGAUUUGUCGGUAACAAAAUGGUCUAAUAACGGACUGACGGACAGACAGACAUGAGCAAAACAAUUUACCGUCUCUUCUUCGAAGAUGGGCAUAAUAUAUAUAUUAAAUAUUUUAUGACUGACCAUAAUCUAUAAAUAUCAUUUAAAGUGACUAACCCACACAUUUAGGUGAAAAAUAGUUUCUCUCAAAAAUCCUUAAAAGUGAGUACAUGUACAUUGAGAGUGACCAGUGGUGUAAGCUUAUUGAAAGAUGUUCUUAUAAAGAACCAAACAUAUUGUGCAGAUGCAACGCCUUUGAAUGCAGAGCAUUUACAUUCUUCUUGCUUUUUUCCCAAUAUCUAACUUUUAUUUUCACCAACUUUAUCAUUAUCAAUAUAAGCCAAACUUGGUGGAAAUGAACAUGCUGAAAAAUUUCACCCAAAAAUUAGCCUUUUAUGUAAAGUAAACAAAAAUUAAUAACAUACUAGUCCUGUUGAAGACAUUUGGCUGUUAGCUGUGUUAUAGUUCAUAUAAUUUUUGUUCGAAUUAUAAUUGCGUUGAUUUGUGUAGUGACUUGUUUGCAUGCAUUUGUAUGAUCGUUGAUGUUUUCUGUACUAUGGGACUUACAUACUUUAGAUAAAAUCCUAAAAGGUUCGAAAUCUUUUAUUGAUAAAGAUGCAUAUAAUUGUCACUGAAUCCUAUCACUUUGAGAACUGUUAAUAAUUCAGUCCAUAGUCAGCUUUUAACGAGAAUUUUCAAGAAUUCUCUCCCUUAAUUAUUGACUGUGUAAAAGCAAUUCCCUUCAAAUUGGAUUGUCUCCCUUACAUUAGCUAAAGUCGUGUCAUUCAUGACCCAAGUCAGUAAUUCUUUGUCAUGGAUUUUGCAUUGAUCUAAAAUUUUGCUUUGGGUAAUACAUGGAAAUUAAGCUCGCAUUUUACUCCAUAGAAAGCAACAAAACAUGUAGCCAGUUUUUGAUAUAAAUCAUGUUAUUUUAUAGAUUCAUAUAGAAAUAUUAUUCUUGUAAAGAUAUAAAACAUUUCUGUAAAAAAACAUUAUGUUAGCUUAUGAGAUUGCAAAAUUUGUGUUAUGUAACAGAAAAUGAAAACAUUUAAAUAAAUUUCUAUUCUUUUGAAACUUUGAAUCCCGCUAAACAUUGAAGUCCGCGAAUUAUUUCAUAAACGAGCUUUCCCACAAAAACAUGUAUAAUAGUUUUCCUUGAGAAAAACGAAACUUGUGUGAAGAUACAUGUAUUUCCAUUUUGUUUGAAUGUCCUUGUCCAUAUAACGGUACUUUUGAUUAACUUUCAUGCCUAGAAGAUUACUCUUUAAAACAUGAUGAAAUAAAGUAAUAAACUAAGCAAUCUUGUAUUUGAUAGGCAAUGGCAAAGAAACCCGAGCAAUUUAACAAACUUAAAAAACAUACAUGUUAGUAAAACACGCACACACAUGUUUUAUUAACUGGCCUUGAUCCUAGGUUUUCCAUAGUAAUCAAGGAAAGAAAAAUUCUAUUUAAUUAUGAAUCAAGUUUCUGAUUUUUCUUAUCAGCAUUGGUGUAUGUGUAUCAUUGAGAUCCGAACUCAUUUUUUUUAAAAAUAGCUCUGAUUCACCCUGUCUACUUAUCUAUAGUGUCUAAGUUACUUAGUCUUGUAUAAUCAGUGAUAUACAUAAAUCAAAUAUGCCAUUCAGAUAGAUAUGUGUUUGUACAUACUAUACAAUUCAAUCAUAAAAUCAAAUUUAUCCGUGUAAACUAAAGUCUUUAGCUGUAAAGGUGGCUAUUUUGCAUGCUUUCCCCGAACAAAACCGUGACAAAAAAUGUAGGUCGUACUAAAGAGAUAAUCCUACCGUGCAAACUCAUGGAAAGCAUGCUAUUAUAAAUGUUUUUUUUUUUUUGUUUUUUUUUUCAAGCUUGGAUUUCAUUUCUAAAUAGACAUGAUAUUGAUGCGCGUCUGUUAAUUUCAUCCUUUCUUUGCAUAGCAUGGAAACCAUACUGUGUAUUUUGUUUAAAUAAAUGUACACAUUCUCUCCCCCUCUCACCAGCCACUGAGCGCCUAACUUGCAAAUUACACUAUUUCAUAAGAUUAUAAAGAUUAUUCUUUGACGUAGUUUUUCUCCUGUCGUCGAAUGUUAUUCCAAAGAUAUUUAGCUAUCUGUCAGAAUAAUGUAAUUUAUGUUGAUUCGUAUUGUUCUCAUAAACAGUUUGGUGAAAAAUCAAAGCUCUGUUCUAUUCUGUUCUGAUCACUUUUUUUAAUUUUUGACUAAUGAGACAAUUAUUUCUUGCAUACCAGACGGGGAUUUCCUGUAUUUUUACCGGUGCUGGAAAAAUCCAUCUUACACCCCGGGGUGUAUAUUUUAUUUCGAAAAACGGAAUAAAAAUCCAAUACCUUGACAGUUCCUCUUUGUUCCUGAUAGUAUAUUUAUCGAUUCAAAACACGUUGUUUUAUAAAAAAUUCAUAACGUUACGCUGGAACUGAUAAAAGAAAACCGGAACUAAACAUUGUUAUUUAUCUUUGAAACGUCAUGACGUCUUUCCUGUUUACGGACGUUGAUUUCCCGCGCUUUGUUUAAAUACGCUGCUAUAAGAAAUAGUUCUAAAAAGAAAGCCGUUCGACUGAUUUUAUUUUUAUUAUUAUAUCUUUAUAUCGGUAUACAAGAAAAAGAUUCUGUCACUGGUUAUAGGUUCAGAUGGGAAUAUCCGGCUCUCGGAUAACUGUUUAGGCGGUAACUCGGUAGGAACCUCGUUACCGCCUAAACAGUUACCCUCGGGGCCGGAAAUUCCCAUCUGCACCUACAACCAGUGAAAGAAUCUUAUAGAACGUUAUCAUUUCAAAAGACUAUAUUGAAUCGUACGUCAGUUGUUGGUAUAUACAGUUCCGUGAAUUAACACCGUUAAAGUUACAUCAGAAUUAAGAAAUUCACAAUUUUUUAUUUCUUGAUACACUUUGAAGUUAAAUGGAAGCAAGAAGCCUUUACCCUAUUACACUUAUAAUUAUACUAUUGUAUUGUUUAUUAAGUCAAGAAUACCUACAUAUGUGAUAAUGAAUUGUCAUGCUUUGGAAAAUAUACUUUAUUUGCCUCUAAAGUAAAAGAAAUGGAAAAGUUUAGUGUUUUUCACUAUAUGUUCAAUAUAAGCGAUGGUGAUACUUUUAAAACAAAAUUGGAAGCAAGAAGAUGGUGAUACUUUUAAAACAAAAUUGGAAGCAAGAAGAUGUUCAGUUAGAAUAAAUAUUUUCACAUUAAAGCAAUGGUCACAUUUACGUUCACGCACGUAGUUGGUCGUAGUUAAUUUUAAACGUAGUUUGUCGUACGUUGAAGUACGUGUAAGUACGAACAACUACGUUCAACUACGAGUAAAUCGGGUAGGGUUAACUAGGGUAUCACUACGUCUUACCACGAGUUACUACGUUACACUACGUAUAUACUACGAUCGAAGUACGAACAACUGCGACAAAUUACGAUCAACUACGCUGAGCUACGGAAAAGCGUUUAGCCGUAGUGGAGUCCUAGUUUAGUUUAGCCGUAGUGGAGCCCUAGUUGAUCGUAGUUGAACCGUACUGUCGAUGCGUUUUUCUUGUACUACGAUCAAAAACGAUACACACUACUGUUAAGUACGAUCAAGUACGUUUAACUAAGAUCAACUACGUUCAAACUACGGUCACAGUAGGGUCAAAACAUCGUAGUUAAUCGUAGUCAGAUUUUGAACAUGUCGAAAAAUUAUUUGCUUACUACGGACAAAUCAUAAGUUCGAACUACGAUCAUUACUACGUUUGACUACGAUUAUCUACGUGUAACUACGCUUAGUUCGAUCAACUACGAUCAACUACGAUCAUUCCUUACUACGAUUAACUACGUGUAGUGUGACCACGCCAUAAAUUAAAGAGAAGAAAUUGAUGUAUACUGUCAUAUCAGGUAAAAUUUUCACAAAACAAAAGACAUAUUUGAAAUUAAUCAUUGAAAAUAAAUUUCCAAUAUAAUCUAUUGCUCAAAGUAGUAUCAGCAGGGAAACCAAUAUUGAUUAUCGGAUAAUUUUCAAGGGAGACAAUCUACUAUGAUAAGCCAGUCAAAUAUAAUAAAAGCUGGGGAUGCAUAUUUACGGCUGUGAACUUUGGAGUGUGUAUUCAGAACAUGAUAUUUUAGCCUUGGAGAGAGCCCAUAGAUUUUGUGUAAAAGUCCUGCAGCGUUUAGGGUAAAUACUAGUACAGACUAUUUGUCUAAAUUCCAUGGAGACACUUAGUGAUUAUAAUUAUAAAAAGCUCAUGUUCUUUGGGCAGCUAUGCCAUCUCCCGACUAGAUAUUUAGCUAAGCAGACUUUUUUUUACAUAGGCUGACACGAUUUUUAAAUUAUGACAAACAAAGUUAUGGUUUCAUGCCGGAUAUAGGGUAAAAUGGGGUAUCUGGGACAGUGGGGAAACUGGGACACUACACUUUUCAGUAAAUUGGGGUAAAUAUUGAUUACGUUCCCUAAAUUAGAUCAUAUGUUGAAAAAGAACAUUCAGUGUUAAAGCCUAUUGUGACAAAACAUUUUCUGCCGAUGGAUUGGAAAAUAUUUUAAGAAUCGAUUUUCUUAGACAUAUGUUGAGAGUAUUACUAAUUAAAUAAAAAUAAGAAAACAUAAAAUUACACGCUGUAAAUAAUUAUGCCUAUUUUUUUCAGAUGGUGCUUUAAAAUAUUCUCGUUAUGUUCCUGUCUAGUGAAACGCACAAUGGAAAUAGUCGUUUGACUUUCUAGAUAAAUUUGCUUAUAUGUGGUCGUUAUAUCAAUAAGAUCUUAAAGAUAUUUAAUUUCGGUACCGUAACGUCUUGAUCAUAAAUGUGACGUCAAUUUUGACGCAAGACGCUGGUUCUAGUAUACAUGUAAUAUCGCAUUUAACUUGUUUGAAAUAUUGAAGUGUAUUAUGUAUCAUUGCAAAUCAAGGACAUGACAUUAUUUUUUUUUAAAUUCUAUAAAAAAGUAUAAUGAUUUUGUUUUUUGUUUUUUUUACUUUCAUUUUGAAUAAUAAAGUGGCCUGUCAUGAACCGUUGCGUUGACGUCAGACAACGACGUUAUAAAACAGGUGCUUGUUUGUGAAAUAUGGCAUGUCCAAAAUAUUUAUAUUGGUAUGUGUUGAUACCUUCAGUUAUUGGAAGAGUUGCAAAACUGUAGGUAUAUGGAUUAUGUCAAGUUUAUGUUUAAUUCAUACAUAGUUAUUUACACUUAUAACAUUUUUUUAUUUUAAAUGAUUUAUAUAAUAAGCAUAUAUUGAAACAAAUAAUGACAUAAUUUAGGCAAAAAUUGGACAUAUUGAUUUCUUUAUGCAUCCUUGUUUUACAAAACAGACAUAAAUUGUAAUUAAUACUGAGCUAUAUUUUCAGUUUAGAAUUCUUUUUUGAUCUGUGGACAUGAAUGGUUUCAUUUGUCAUAAAUGCGACUGUAAUAUACAUAAAUUCUAAUAAAACUAAAAUGUCCCAAGUUACCCCAACUGGGUGGGGUAACUUGGGACAUUUGACCAAUGUUUAAUUAAUUUAUAUUUAAUCACUGGUUAUCAGGUAUUUGUGAAAGUUUAUAUUCGUCAUAUAUUAUAUAGUUUGCGCAUACUGAAAUAUCAAUAAAUCAAGUUUAUAUUUUGUCUUUCUAAGAUAUUACUCAACAGUGUUUCUUUAAAUGUCCCAGUUACCCCAUUUUACCCUAUAUAGACUAUUUCAAAAAUACGAGUUGGAAGCUUUCUUAAUAGAAUUUAUUUUGUCACGGCAUAUGAGCUGUCUCUUUGUUUACAGAUCUGUGGAAAGAGCCAUUUGCUGAUAUUUAUAUAACUCGUGGCCCUUUCCUUUUGAAGAGUAUUCAGUUUCUACCAUAACAUACUUUGAAACUUUUCAGGGGGCGUAGGUUCAAGUCCCAGUGGGACCAAACAUUUUUUGUCUUUUCUUUUUUUCUAGUAAGUUUUUACUUUUUUCAAAACUUACUAUUGAUUUAUUGUACAAAAGUGGAAAUUUUUCAUUUGAUAAGCGAUUUUUUGCUGUUCAAUGUGAAUUUACCUCUGAAACAGAAAGGGGCAGAGUUAGACAUCUUUAAAAAUACUGAGUUGCAUGCGGUAAAAGUUCUCUAUUUUGCCUUUACUCUUUAGAUUACAUAUUGUGAAAGAAAUGUAGGUAGGUUUUACUUCUGCCCAGAGGUUAUUUUUGAAUGAAGUGAGCAAAAUAUCUCCCGACUAGAUAUUUAGCUAAGCAGACUUUUUUUUACAUAGGCUGACACGAUUUUUAAAUUAUGACAAGCAAAGUUAUGGUUUCAUGCCGGAUAUAUAUAGACUAUUUCAAAAAUACGAGUUGGAAGCUUUCUUAAUAGAAUUUAUUUUGUCACAGCAUAUGAGCUGUCUCUUUGUUUACAGAUCUGUGGAAAGGGCCAUUUGCUGAUGUUUAUAUAACUCGUGGCCCUUUCAUUUUGAAGAGUAUUCAAUUUCUACCUUAACCUACUUUGAAAUUUUUCAGGGGGCGUAGGUUCAAGUCCCAGUGGGACCAAACAUUUUUUGUCUUUUCUUUUUUACUAGUAAGUUUUUACUUUUUUCAAAACUUACUAUUGAUUUAUUGUACAAAAGUGGAAAUUUUUCAUUUGAUAAGCGAUUUUUUGCUGUUCAAAGUGAAUUUACCUCUGAAACAGAAAGGGGCAGAGUUAGACAUCUUUAAAAAAAAAACUAAGUUGCAUGCGGUAAAAGUUCUCUAUUUUGCCUUUACGCUUUAGAUUACAUAUUGUGGAAGAAAUGUAGGUAGGUUUUACUUCUGCCCCGAGGUUAUUUUUGAAUGAAGUGAGCAAAAUAUAAAACAGUCCCACAGGAUUCAGCCAUAAUUUUUCAAUACUGGAAUUAGAAUUUAGUCUCACUAAAUCCGUUUACUUGAGGUACCCUAGAAAAAAUGAUAUUGACAGUUUUAUUUUGUGUUUUAUAAUUGUUUACCAAUAGUUUGAUGUUUCUUUUAUCAAAGUUAAUGGUACAAUGAAUUCUCUGCAAACGUUUUGGACAGUAGCCAUCACAUUGAAAUUUGUCCCUACUAGAGCUUGAGAAAAUACCAUAGAUUUUACAAAAUUUAUAAAAAAAAAACGACACGGUAAAAGUUGUUUAAAAAUUGCGAAACAGUGCGAAACACGGCCAACUUUAAGAAUAUACCAAGCGAAUGCCAUUUUUUAAACAUUACUAUUAGGGUCCAAUACCUUAAAAGCAUGUAUAGUACAAUGUUUUUUGUUUGUUUAUAUGUUUUUUGUUUAUAUGUAUUGGUGUUUAUGUUAAAAUAUUGCAUGGUAUGACUGGUCAAAAUAAAGAUGUGUCCUACUAGUA